Zychaea mexicana is the source of this 986-nucleotide messenger RNA. RefSeq names its product proteasome subunit alpha type-7. Lineage: Eukaryota; Fungi; Mucoromycota; Mucoromycetes; Mucorales; Lichtheimiaceae. The record is from RefSeq and is a predicted model, not a curated record. Gene Ontology annotation, cellular component: proteasome core complex; proteasome core complex, alpha-subunit complex; nucleus. Bases 47 to 700 code for a protein of 217 amino acids. The transcript is spliced from 4 exons. Gene Ontology annotation, biological process: ubiquitin-dependent protein catabolic process.
CCCAGUUACGCACCUUUAUUUCUUUUUUGCUUUAACACCAAAUAUCAUGUCCGGAUCAUACGAUCGUGCAUUGACCGUUUUCUCUCCCGAUGGUCACUUGUUUCAAGUGGAAUAUGCUUCAGAAGCUGUUGGCGUACGAGGCAAAGAUGUGGUCGUGCUCGGUGUCGAAAAGAAAUCAGUAUUGAAACUGCAAGACCCAAGAACUGUACGCAAGAUUUGCAUGCUUGACGAACACAUUGCUUUGGCAUUUGCAGGUUUGACGGCCGAUGCGCGUGUAUUGGUGAACAAGGCCAGAAUCGAAUGUCAAAGUCACCGUUUGACCGUGGAGGAUCCACCAACUGUUGAAUAUAUCACCCGUCACAUUGCUCAAGUGCAACAGAAAUAUACCCAAAGUGGUGGUGUACGUCCCUUUGGUAUCUCAACACUCGUCGUUGGCUUUGACCGAAACGAACCUAGAUUGUACAUGACGGAACCCUCGGGCAUCUACACGGCUUGGAAGGCCAACUCGAUAGGCCGAAGCUCAAAGACGGUCCGUGAGUUCUUGGAAAAGAAUUACAAGGAGGAGAUGGAUCAAAAGGAAACCAUCAAGCUGGCUGUCAAGUCCUUGUUGGAAGUCGUGCAAACGGGUGCAAAGAAUAUUGAAAUCUCAAUCAUGAUGUCAGACAGCACCGUCAAGGUAAAACAAGAAGGGACUGGCUAGUUUACAUUAGGAUGGCCACGCACUAACUGGGAAUCGACACACAUGUAGAGCUUGGAAACAGAAGAGGUGGAGGCUGUUGUGGCCGAGAUUGAAAAGGAAAAGGAAGAGGAGGCCGAGCGAAAGAAGAAACCAUCGGCUGCAGCAUCAGGAAGCAGCUAAAUUAUAACCACUAUCAUAAUAAAAGCGGUCCUUGAAAUAAUUGAAAACACAGAAAACACACUUGAAAAAUAAAAACAGACGGAUCUUAUGAAAAAUGGAGAUAUGCACAGUACUGUUAUUAAUAAUU